Messenger RNA from Aspergillus saccharolyticus JOP 1030-1, 2124 nucleotides. Its product is annotated as DNA helicase ZGRF1-like domain-containing protein. Gene Ontology annotation, biological process: double-strand break repair. Gene Ontology annotation, cellular component: site of double-strand break; nucleus. The transcript has a single exon. The record is from RefSeq and is a predicted model, not a curated record. Lineage: Eukaryota; Fungi; Ascomycota; Eurotiomycetes; Eurotiales; Aspergillaceae. The coding region runs from base 1 to 1911 and encodes 636 amino acids.
AUGGCCUCAGGCGAACCGCGGCCUGCCGCCGGGGAUCUCCCGAUCUUUUCUCCGCUCGGCUUCUCCAACUUACAACAAUCCAGAUCCAAGACCUCCACGAAAUCAUCAUCACGCUCGACUGCGACCGGACUCAUCCAAUGGUCCCUCCAACAAGGGCUCUCAACCCUGACAGCCCUUUCGCUGAGCGAUACAGACACAGCAACAACAUCCGAAUACAGCAGCGCUCAGCACCGAGAAACCUCCCCCACGCGAACCCCGAUCGAUAACUACGCCCAUCCAUACACCAUCCCACCACCACCACAUCACAAUACCACACCAAAAGACCGCAAAAUGACCUACCACUCCACCCCCUCAACCCCCUACCACCACUCCUCCGCCGCCACCUCCUCCACCCAAGCAACAUUCGCAACCCCUCUAACCCAAAACACCGCCCCCGUGAUCAAACACCGCUGCCUCUUCACGCACGACACCCGCCGAAAGGCCAAACGCUGGCAAGACGGGUACCUGCGCUACCACACCUUCAACAAACGGAUCAUGGCCUACGACACGAGCGGGAACUUCAUCGGGGAUCUGCAUUGGCGGCAGGAGGAGGCCCCCCAGGAGGGGGAUGAGGUUGAGUUGGAUCGCGGCGUGUUGGUGCAGGUUUGUGAGGCGGUGGGGAGGUCGGAGACGGAUUUGAGUGGGAUUCUUCCUGCUGCUGGAGGAUCUUCUGCGGCGGGGCAGGGGGUCUCUGUGGGGGAGGGGGGAGGUCUGGGUCUGGGUCUGGGUCAGGGUCAGGGUUUAGGGAGGGGCAGGCAAGGGGUUGUCGCUGCGUCGCCGUCGCCUUUGAGGUCUAGGGAUACUGUUCGUUCUGUAUCGGGGGUGCACUCAGGGAAUGGGUCUCAGCUGUCGAUGCGCUCGUUGAAUGAUUUACUGGGGAUUCGGAAGACACUUGGUGCGGGGACUGCGGCGACGUGGAAUGUACAUGGUCGCGAUGGGGAAAUGUCCGCUACGCGCGCGGCGAAACGACCGAGGGUGGAGGCGCAGCAGCAGCAGCAGGCGCAGGCGCAGGGCAAGCUUCCCUCUCGUCGACCGGCUCAGCCCCGGUUAUCGGCGGUCAUUGAUUUGACGGGCUCGUCGACCACUUCCGCUGCGUCUAAGCCGGCCCGACCGCAGCUCCACGAUGCAUCGGCGAGGAACGAUGCUGGUGAGGUCUCCCGGGAGGGUGAGAGCGGUACCUCACAGGUACAAGCAUCGCGCGGGGUUACCAGUAAUCCUCAGCUGCAAGCAUCCAAACAGCACAGCAAUCCUCAGCUGCAAUCGCGCAGCGGCAGUGGCAUUCCACCACCGCAGCCAUGCCCUCCCAAACCAGACGAACCGCCCGUGCUCCUCCGACUCUCCACCAGCAAACCCCGCAAGAAGCUGAUGUACUCGGCCUUACUCCCCGGCGGUGGACAGAUCGUCAAGCCAGCGUCAUCUGCUUCUGUAGCACCAGCACCAGCACCAGCACCACCAUCCAGAAACAACAAACCCUCCGUACCCCCCUUACAACCAACCAGCACAACCCCCUCCCCCGCAAUUAUACCAAAAAGCCACGACUUCGCCCCCUCAACCUCCACUCAAGCCAUCCUCAAUGAGCUAACCGAUCUACCCGAAUCAACAACCACCCCGGCAACGACUACAACGACAACAAGACCACAGCCCCACCGGCCCCUUCAUCUGCACCACCACCACCCCACCAAAUCCAGCCCCAACCCAACGACCCACACCAGCCUCCGCAAAUCCUACUCCGACCCCACAGCCCUCACCAGCACGACAUCCACGGGCCACAAAACAAACCCGGACCCCUCCCCCUCCGAUCAAGGCCCCUGGACCCGCGAAGCCCUGGAUUUAUUUGAGUUUUGGCCCGCGGGGCGAGUGAAACCCGUUUAGCGAAGGCUUUUCGUCUUUAUGGAUGGUCGUGUGUGCGGGAGAAAGUCCGCACAACGGAAGAAUCGGACGUCCAGGAGCGGGAAGUGAAGUACUGUAUGCGACAUGAUGGGAGGACUGGUGACUCCGGCCGGGACGAGCCUUUGUCCACAUCCCGAGAACGGAUAUGCUCUAGGUAACCAAUAUGGUUAAACCACACACACCCCGGGAGGAAAG